AUGAAACCUUCAGUCGGUCAAUUCGUCAUCCUCCUUCCCGUGGCCCUUGCCGUCGUCAGCUUCAUACUAUCCAUGCUGGCUCUGUUCGCGGGCCGCGAACCAGGUUUCAUGGAAGACUAUGCCGUGGUCAGGCUCAACACCUCCAUGGUCGGACACACCUUCUUCGGCAAGGGCAACAAAGACGACAAGGAUGGCGAGAAGAAAGGGGGCGGUGGUCUUCUAGGCGGCCUCACUCCACGCAUCAGCAUUCCCGGCAUCAGUAGUAUUCCAGGCGGCAAUGUUUUGGGCGACGUCAAGGACUGGGUCGAUGACAAGACGAGCGGCGUAAAGGACAAACUCAACGAUAUCACUGGCUCCAUCGCAGACAAAAUUGUCAAGAAGAUUGGUAUCAAAGAGUGGUACUCGCUGCACAUCAUGGACUCGUGCGAGGGCUACUUCCAGCCAAAUUCCAGCUCGCCGAAUGUCGAGCUGAACGUUACCAAAUGUACUUCGUCAAAUCCGUCACACCGCCUCAACUUGACGGAGCUCCUGGACAAGGAACUCGGAAUUGGCCCUGCAAAACUCAACCUCGCCGACAUCAAGUGGCCCCAAGGCAUCCAGGACACGCUCGACGUCCUCAACAAUGCCCUCCUCGGCCUGCUUAUCAUGUACGCCUUGGGCGCAGGCCUUAGCUUCGUGUCGGCAGUGGGUGGAGUGGCUGCCUUCUUGAAGCCCGAUAUGCGUAUUUUCGCCCUGGUCAAUUUCGUCAUUGGUGGCUUGGGGUUUCUCAGCAUCUUCAUAGGCAGCAUCAUCGUUACCGUUGCCACAAGCACAGGCGUUGGGGCAGUCAACAAAAUCGGGAAUCCGAUCGGCCUCUCCGCGAGCAGAGGCACCAAGUUCUACGCCCUGAGCUGGGUGUCCACGGGAUUCAUGGGCUUUGUCAUGCUGUUCUGGAUGGUCCGUUUCUGCAUGAUAAGGCGGCAGAGACUUUUCAUCAGGGAAAAGCCCUGGAGUUGA
Messenger RNA from Metarhizium album ARSEF 1941, 996 nucleotides. RefSeq names its product Actin cortical patch SUR7/pH-response regulator PalI. The record is from RefSeq and is a predicted model, not a curated record. Gene Ontology annotation, biological process: fungal-type cell wall organization. NCBI's taxonomy places the organism in Eukaryota, Fungi, Ascomycota, Sordariomycetes, Hypocreales, Clavicipitaceae. The coding region runs from base 1 to 996 and encodes 331 amino acids. The transcript has 3 exons. Gene Ontology annotation, cellular component: plasma membrane; cell cortex of cell tip.